AUGGCAGAAGCUACUACUCUGAAGGGCCAACCCCUCGAUCGCCCCGUCCUGGACUCCAUGCUCCGACGGCGGAUGUUCUAUACGCCUGCCUUUGAGAUUUACGGGGGUGUCGCCGGUCUCUACGACUACGGCCCACCUGGUUGCGGUCUUCAGGCCAACAUCGUCGACUUGUGGCGGAAGCACUUCGUUCUGGAGGAGGAUAUGCUAGAGGUCGAUUGCUCCGUGCUGACGCCCGGCGAGGUCUUGAAGACGAGUGGCCACGUGGACAAGUUUGCCGACUGGAUGUGCAAGGACCCCAAGAGCGGCGAGAUCAUUCGAGCCGACCACUUCGUCGAGGAGAUCCUCGAGAACCGGCUGAAGGGCGACAAGGAGGCUCGUGGCGUGAAGGUUGAGGAGAAGCAGGCAGACCCCAAGAAGAAGAAGAGGAAGGCAAAAGGUGGGCCAGCGGCCGUCAAGCUUGACGACGCGGUUGUGCAGGAGUACGAGGAAAUAUUGGCCAAGAUCGACAACUACAACGGCAAGGAGCUUGGGGAGUUGAUCAAGAAGCACGAUCUUAAGAAUCCAGAUACCGGUGUGCAGCCCUCGCCACCCAUCGCUUUCAACUUGAUGUUCCAGACGGCUAUCGGUCCCAGCGGCCACAUUCCCGGAUAUCUCCGGCCCGAGACUGCCCAGGGUCAAUUUCUAAACUUCUCGAAGCUGUUGGAAUUCAACCAGGGCCAGAUGCCGUUCGCUUCCGCAUCCGUCGGCCGGUCCUACCGAAACGAGAUUUCCCCCAGGGCCGGUUUGCUACGGGUGCGCGAGUUCCUGAUGGCCGAGAUCGAGCAUUUCGUGGAUCCCCAAGGUGGAAAGAAGCAUCCACGGUUCCACGAGGUUAAAGAUAUCAAGCUGGUACUCCUGAACCGGGAAACCCAGCUUGCCGGCAAAACCCACGUCGAAGAGGUCUCCAUCGGCGAGGCUGUGGCAAACGGCACUGUUGAUAACGAGACGCUGGGCUACUUCUUAGCCCGGAUUCACCUGUUCCUCGAGAAGAUCGGCGUCGACCAAUCCAAGAUCCGCUUUAGGCAGCAUAUGGCGAACGAGAUGGCCCAUUACGCUGCUGACUGCUGGGACGCGGAGCUUUUCACUUCGUACGGUUGGGUCGAGUGUGUUGGCUGCGCGGACCGGAGCGCCUACGAUCUCAGCGUCCACGCCAAGAAGACUGGCGCACCUCUGAUUGUCCGCGAGCAACUGCCCGAGCCUAUAGUUAUCGAGGAAUGGCAGGUUUCCCUCAACAGGAAGCUAUUUGGCCCGCAUUUCAAGAAGGAUGGCAGGGCGGUAGAGGCUGCUGUGGAAGGGACUGGACAGGACCAGCGAGAGGCCCUGGCGAAAGAACUAAGCGAGAAGGGCAGCAUUACCAUCGAGGUUGCCGGUGUGGGUAACGGCAAGGUUCAGAUCCCCAAAGAACUCAUCACGAUAGAGCGGCGGACGAGAGCCGAGCACGUUAGGGAGUACACGCCCAACGUCAUCGAGCCGUCGUUUGGCAUCGGUAGAAUAUUGUACUCCAUCCUGGAGCAUAACUUCUGGACCCGAGCCAGCGAUGGCGGCGACGAAGCUCGUGGUGUUCUGUCGUUCCCACCGACAGUGGCCCCAACCAAGGUGCUUAUUGUGCCUCUCUCGUCGAACGAGAAGUUCAGGCCGACCUGUCAUAAACUCUCCCAAAAGCUCAGGAAGAUUGGGAUAUCCAGCCGCAUCGACGACUCUUCGGCGACGAUCGGCAAGCGAUACAGUCGCAACGACGAACUAGGCACGCCCUUAGGUAUCACGGUCGAUUUCCAGACCAUCCAGGACGGCUCGAUCACGCUUCGAGACCGCGACUCGACGAAACAAGUGCGCGCCGACGAAGACACGAUCAUCGCCGCGAUUCAGUCGGUGGUUGAUGGCAGCAAGCGGUGGAGAGACGUCGAGGCGGAGCUGCCCGCUUUCGAGGGACAGGAGGUCGAGGUUACCGUCCGCUAG
This is a messenger RNA of Durotheca rogersii, 1995 nucleotides long. Its product is annotated as glycyl-tRNA synthetase. The transcript has 2 exons. NCBI's taxonomy places the organism in Eukaryota, Fungi, Ascomycota, Sordariomycetes, Xylariales, Xylariaceae. Gene Ontology annotation, biological process: mitochondrial glycyl-tRNA aminoacylation. Bases 1 to 1995 code for a protein of 664 amino acids. The record is from RefSeq and is a predicted model, not a curated record. Gene Ontology annotation, molecular function: glycine-tRNA ligase activity; ATP binding. Gene Ontology annotation, cellular component: cytoplasm; mitochondrion.